CCGGGGCGGGCUCACAGCGAGGCGGCGCCGUGCCGGGCCGUGCCGGGCCGUGCUGAGGCGAUCCCACCCGAUCGGCCCCGAUCCCCUCAGCCCCGAUCUGAUCCCGUCCGAUCCGAUCCCAGCCGCGAUGGAGCAGGACGAGGCGUCCGUCCUGCUGCCGGAGCGAGGCCUGUCGCGGCUGCCCCGCUUCAAGGCGUACAGGCGGCGGUGGUUCCUGCUGGGGGUGGUGUGCCUGCUCAACUGCUCCAACGCCAUGCUGUGGCUGACCUUUGCUCCUGUGGCUGACAAGAUAUCUGCCUACUUCCACAUUUCCCUGGAGAUGGUCAACUGGCUCUCAAUAGUGUACCUGCUCAUCUCGAUCCCGUUUGGUCUGGUGGCAACAUGGGUUCUCGACAGCGUGGGGCUCCGAUGUGCCGUGAUCCUGAGUGCGGGGCUGAACAUGACAGGUAGCAUCAUCCGGAUGUUCAGCGUCAUGAAGUUCAUGAGCUUGGGCUCCCAGAAUUACUGGUACCUGUUUGCUGGUCAGUGCCUCUGCGCACUGGCUCAGCCCCUUGUCAUCUUUUCACCAACCAAGCUGGCAGCGCUGUGGUUCCCGGACCACCAGAGAGCAACAGCAAACAUGAUCUCAUCAAUGUCCAAUCCCUUGGGAAUUCUCAUAGCAAAUGUGCUGUCACCUAUACUAGUUCCUGAAGGAAAGCACAUCCCACUGAUGCUGGGUGUUUAUGCCAUCCCAGCGGUAACAGCCUGUGCUCUAGCAGCUUUGGGGAUUCACGAGAAAGUUCCUCCAACACCUCCUUCAGCCAGUGCCACCAACUCCACCUCUCAGCCAUUCCUCACAGGGAUCAAAAUGCUCCUGAGGAACAAGCCCUACAUCAUCCUGGCGGUGUGCUUUGGAGGAGGAAUUGGGAUGUUUACCUGCUUUUCAGCUCUACUAGAACAAAUCCUUUGUGAAAAGGGUUAUUCAAAUGUGUUUGCCGGCCUGAAUGGUGCACUGUUCACAGUCUUUGGUUUGCUGGGAGCCUUCCUGCUAGGACUGUAUGUCGACCGGACAAGGAAUUUUAUAGAGUCCACCAAGAUCUGUUUCUGUCUGAGCGCACUUGCCAGCAUCGUGUUUGCAGUGGCAUCCCGAUUCAGAGGUCAGGCCAUCGCUUUGGCCAUCGCCAGCUCAGUCUUUGGUUUCUUUGGUUUUGCCAUGUACCCCAUUGCCAUGGAGCUGGCUGUGGAGUGCUCCUACCCUGUGGGAGAAGGCACCUCGACAGGACUGAUUUUCGUUGCAAGCCAGAUUGAAGGUGUGAUUUUAAUGAUUCUGCUACAAGCCCUCACCGUGCGUGUUUCUGAGGACCCAUCCUCCACCUGCGCCCUUGACCAGGAUGGAGCCCUGGACUGGACAACUCCAGUGCUGGUGCUGGCUGGCCUCUGCAGUGCCAUGGCUUGUUUCUACGUCAUCUUCUUCCACACAGACUACAAGCGGCUCAAUGCGGAGACAAACAGCGAUUUGGUCAGGACAGAAGAUACAGAAUCAGCAGAUGUCCCCGAAGCCUAACAAGGCUGAAAGGGGCAUGCCAAGGGCCCAGUUAGGGAAGGACUCAGGCCUAUGGGCAGGGACCAAGACUGCAAGUGCUCUUCUGUCACACUGGGGUGUGUGGGUCCUGCUGCACAAGAAGCACCCUGGAUUUCAGAGGAGAACGGCUGCAGCAGUCACUGGGGCACCUUCACUGAUCUUCUCCCUAUCUUGUAUUUAUUUGUGUGUCUGGGCUGUAACACAGGCUGUGCUGCCAGAGGUCAAAGGGGAACUGGAUAACUACACAGGGUUUUUUAGCUGACAUGAUUCAAGCUGAAGAAAUGUCACAGAAGAGUGAAGCAUCAUAUUUCAGCCUUUUUUUUUUUCAUUUUCACAUACAUGGAUCAGGAGUGAAGCUUUUGGAGAGGUGAAGGUUGCUAUCACAAACCUGCCAGAGAACUUGCCUUUCAGGACUACGGUUCCCAUAUUGCGUAGCAACUUUUCCACUCUAAGUGUGGAAAUAAUUAUUUGGUAGGAGCUAGAGCAUUUUUCUGUUGCAGCAGGGAGGUGUAGGUAUAUGGUCUGUAACACAAAUCUGUUGCAAUAUCCACUUUGUCCUCUCACAGAAACAGGAAAAAGAAAGUGCUGCCUGCCGUGCUGACUGUAAAAGAAAAAAAUCAGUGAGCAGCAGAAGUUAAGCAUAACAGCCUUCCUUGCCCUUUCUGUUCCCCUGCCAUAUGCCACGACAUUCAGGAAAAGUUUGUUUUGGGCUCCGGGUGUUUCCCCAUCUGCCCAACAAUUCCAAUGGCUCAAGCUUUUCACAAGAAGAUGAACCUUAUGGUUAGAGUUGUGCACUGCACCAAGCGAAGACAUGCUCUCUUACAGAAAAACAUUGAGAAAGCAGCUCACUUUGGGGGGAAUGGUAUGGCAGCAGCUGGAAAAAGACCUGGCAAAGGUGACCACACAGAAUGCAGGGCACCUUCACGAGUUUCUGCAGCUGAUAGGGGAUUCUGGUAGAAGACCAAGUAAGAAACAUCAACAAGAACCUUGGAGUUCUCUCUACAAGCAACAGCUGCUCGGUGUUUGAAGAGAUGGUUGGUAGCACAAAAGAUCCUGGUUGGAGUUCAGUUCCACUACAAAUUGCAACGGGUACAAUUGGUUUUCAUUUUACAACAAUGCUUGCACAGGAGCCCAAUGUCCUGCUCUGGUGUUGAGGUCUAAACCUACAUCCCGAGGACUUUUAACCCUAUGACAUUUUGGUGCUAAAAAAUAAGAUGGGUGGGACUUGGCGAUGCUUCAUAUCAUGCGGCUUGCAGAGGGGAUCUCAGUAUUUGUUGAUUAAGGGAACUUGAUGCAAAUGGGACCUCUGAAAAUACAGUGGCUCUUUUUCUCCAGUCCAGUUAGGGGAUAAUCACAUAGGAAAGAAUGCACUUUACCUGAUAAACACUAAAGAAUAGCUCUCUCAAUGCCUGAAUUCUCCUUCCCAUUAGCAACUGGUUAUCUUUCUAUUUAUAAAACAACUUCCUGCAUCCUUCCAUGGAGUCUCCUAGUUCCUACAGGUACAGCCUUGCUGUCCCUGAUAAGCACUGAUGUCUUAUCAUGAAGAGGAGCAGGAAGGAAGUCUUAAACUGAGAUAAAACAAGGUAACUUUGGACCUGUCAGAGGAAUGAAAUUAACCAUUUCUGCAGCACUGGACCUAAUACACUGAACAGAUUAACAUCAGAUUUACCCAUCUCUCCUGAGUCCUACUGUACUGGGAAGCAAAAAGCACUUGGUACUUUAUAAUUUUAUAUAUUUACAAAUGCUUAUGUUUUUUAAUAAAGGGUGGAUUAAGAAAACAUUAAGAAAA
Molecule: messenger RNA, 3350 nt
Organism: Anas platyrhynchos (mallard)
Lineage: Eukaryota; Metazoa; Chordata; Aves; Anseriformes; Anatidae
Gene: SLC49A3
Product: solute carrier family 49 member 3
Biological process (GO): transmembrane transport
Cellular component (GO): membrane
Molecular function (GO): transmembrane transporter activity
Source: RefSeq, a predicted model, not a curated record